Molecule: messenger RNA, 2105 nt
Organism: Sclerotinia trifoliorum
Lineage: Eukaryota; Fungi; Ascomycota; Leotiomycetes; Helotiales; Sclerotiniaceae
Source: the annotation of a GenBank genome assembly
AUCUUACAGUUUACCAUUUGAACAACCUUAAGCCUACGCAGAAAAUACCAGCAGCAGCUCUAACGCAAAGGAACGAACCUGCCGAGUAAUCUUAUUCGCAACCAGAAACUUUUGGGUCAAUUGGCAUAUUUGGUCCAUAUUAAGUACGUCUGAUACGCCUUCUCACUGUAUAUUAAUGCUUCUAUCAAUCUUGAACCUGAGCAGAAAAGCUUACACAUGAAUACAGCAGCACAUCAAAGCUCGGAUCGAAGACAGGCCGGACAAUACGGAACGACCAACAUUUUCGAACAUUACCCCUCAUCCUCUCGCCAUGAGGAAUAAGAAGACACCUCAAUCAGGCCUGCUUGUAUCCUAUGAUGUUAAUAAGCCUCAAACUCUCCACAAAAAACUCCCAAAACCCCAGGAACAGGUGGACUUACCACAAGAAGUCCUCCGCAUCAUUUGCUCCUACGUCGACGCGGACGAAUUACCCAACCUAAGACUUGUCUCGAUCGCCUUCAGCAAUGCAGCGGCAGUUCACAUGUUUAGAACCAUGGAUUUUGGUUUUACUGCAUCAUCAUUUGAAUGUAUCUUGAAUGUCGCACGCAGUACCAAGCUUCAACACCAUGUUUUGAAGCUCGGAUAUAACGCUAAAUGGAUGAGCACUUGGCCAAUAAGUUGGGAGCCAGAGUGUCUUGAAUACCACUUCUCUCAUCAGCGUGAAUUAAAGGAAGCUUUGAAAAAACUAGUGAAUCUCAACGCUAUCGAGUUUCGUCCUCUGCACCAAGAUCCACAAAAUACAUUGGAGAACCGCCGCGUCACAUAUCGAAGAAUAUUUGAUCCAUUUUGGAAGUUUCUGACAUCGUCACUUAGUCACGUAUCGAAUCUAAGAUCGAUCAUAGCAGCUAAUUCUUUCCCAUACGAAGGCGAAAGUCUCGAAGAGCUCUCUACCGAGGAGAUUAAGGCACUGGGACGUUUACAAAAUUUGACUCUUGGGCUUGAUACUCACUUCGGCCGACGACUCCCCAAUCUCCUAUGUUACAUGUCGAAUCUCAGGUCACUUGAACUAAGGGAGCUGGUUGAUCUUGGAGAGAGAGAUUUCUCUGAAUUGGUCAGUCCAAGUACGAAAUUUCGUUCACUUGUUUCCCUCAAGCUUGAUGGAUUCAACUUAAAUGAGCGCUAUUUCAAACAUUUUUUACUUGAAAAUGCACACUCUCUACGCUCACUCUCACUCCGAAACUUGAAACUUGAAAUCACGGAGAAAGAAUUUGAUACUGAGGACUAUUAUAAAUGCAAUCAAUGGAUCCGAAUGUUCUUUUUCUUUAGCCAAUCAAUGCGUUUAAAGAAUAUUGAAUUGCAUGGACAGCUCCGCACGUCACUAUCAGGAACUUGGUUUAUACAAGAUUUCGUGGAGGGGGAUAAAUUAUAUGCAGAGCCCAAUUUGAUGUUACAGCUUACGAACUUUAUUACACAUACUGAAGGUUCAUCAUUUCCUUUACCACAUCCAGAUGAAGACCUCAGAAACAUCGAUUUCAGAGGAUAUGGUGUCACUCGUGGCUUAUUUUGGGUUAAAAUCCUCAAGAGGAAGGGAAGCAUUAGGUUAUUACGAAAAAAACCACACAAACCAUCUGUGUUCAACGGCUACUUGCACUGGGAGCAACCGGGAUUCGGAAAUUUGGCCGUUCAGAAUGACGUUGAACUAGAUGGCUCCCUAUAUAAUCAAGAGGAACAUGCAGCGGAUCCGGAGGAUGAAGUCGUGGUGGAAAUAGAAGACAUCGCAGCUCAAGCAAGCGCGUUUGAGCGGGCAAAGGCUUACUUUCUUGCCAACAGAGAGUCAUGGACCGACGAGGAGAAAGUUGCAAUGGCUUUCUUGGUGGAUGCAGAUCCAAUGAGCUUUGAUGUGGAAAGUCCUGCUCCUUUCAAUUCACCGACGAAUUUGAACCUAUUUUAGUACCGGAUCUGCAUACGGCUUUUGUGUAUAAAAAUAGGGCAGCUAUUUUUGUUAUUAUUAAAACAACAACUUUUGUUAUUUCUUCUGAUUAAUUUUCAUUUUUGUAAUUAUUAGCUCAUCUUCGAUGUCUAGGAUAUAUUUUAAUAGGAAAGAAGAAGGAUUUCUUUAGUUGAAC